Molecule: messenger RNA, 762 nt
Organism: Maniola jurtina (meadow brown)
Lineage: Eukaryota; Metazoa; Arthropoda; Insecta; Lepidoptera; Nymphalidae
Product: 14 kDa phosphohistidine phosphatase-like
Exons: 3
Coding region: 114-581 (155 amino acids)
Biological process (GO): peptidyl-histidine dephosphorylation
Cellular component (GO): cytosol
Molecular function (GO): protein histidine phosphatase activity
Source: RefSeq, a predicted model, not a curated record
AUGUUAUGUCAAUUUUUGAACUUUUGUAAUUUUUUUAAAGAGUAAUUUCGAUUAGUUGAUUCAGAAAACCUAGAUUUUCGGUUCGUUUUUAUUUUUCAUUUUAAAUAGAACUUAUGUUAAAAUCUAAUAAUAUUAUAAGGACUUUCUCAUCAAUAAUAUCUCAUUGUCCUAGUAAUAACCAAUUCAUUAAAGUCAAAUCCUUCAAAAAUAGUGUCCGAAAUAUGUCUUCUGGAAAUAAAAUACCUCUCGUUGACAUAGAUCCAACAGGCGUGUUUAAAUAUAUACUAUUGAAUGUUUACGACAAAAAGAAAGAUGAAGCAAAACCACAGAUGGUAAUUUUGAGAGGCUACAAACGGUGUAAUUAUCAUUCUGAUAUUUAUGAUGAAGUCCAGGCAAAACUUUCACCACUUGAUUGUGAACCAUUAGGCGGAGGAAGAAUAUCUCAUGAUCCUGACAGCAAAAAAAUUCAUAUUUAUGGUUAUUCACAAGGUUAUGGUAAAGCGGACCACGAAGUAGCAGCAAAACUGAUCAAAGAUGCUUAUCCUGGAUACACUAUAACAAUCAGUGAUGAAGGGUACUGAAUUAUUUUAAAAAGUGUUGUCACUAAUAUUUAUUUAUCUUGAUUGUUUGAUAAGAAAAUACCUAAAUGUUUAAAACAGCUUUUUUACAUUUUUAAUAUAUUAUUUUUUGAAUUGCAGUGAACAAGUUUGCGUUUGUGAAACCUAACGAAAAUUAUACAAUAAAUAUUGCAUGUUAAAAUUA